Molecule: messenger RNA, 3931 nt
Organism: Drosophila busckii
Lineage: Eukaryota; Metazoa; Arthropoda; Insecta; Diptera; Drosophilidae
Exons: 3
Coding region: 350-3853 (1167 amino acids)
Molecular function (GO): mRNA binding
Source: RefSeq, a predicted model, not a curated record
AUCGAUUGGGAUAACACAACACGAGAAAUAAUACAAAAUAUAAGUUUGCUGCGUAAUUUUAUGCGUUUCUUUGGCAUAAAAAGUAGUUUAACGCAUGUGAAGUAUAUGUGACAUUAUGCACAUAUUGUAAGUGUGCUCAUAAAGCAAGCAGAGCAGUAAGUAAUUCUAACACAACAAUUUUUCUCGUGACUUUGCAAGCGUAUUGGUGAAUUAACUCAAAAAGCACGCAGAAAACUUUUCUUAUGCGUGCGUGUGUGUGUUAUAUGUAAAUGUGUUUAGUGCAGUGAAUGCGGUGAAGGAAUCAAUACAACAGGAGAGCAGCGAGAACGACACAGCAGCUAACCAAAGGAUGAGUUAUCUGACUGGCGAGCCAGUGCCGCCAGGCUUUGAGGAUGAAACCUCGCGUAGAGCGUUCAUACAAGAAAAGUUUGAAACCUACCAGAACGCCCAUUUAGUUGGCAAUGAAUACGUGGUGGAGCUGCAUGAGAGUGGACAAAAGCAACCGGAUUACUUUUGUGUGCUGUGCAACACCUGCAAUGACAGCGGAUCCAUAUUUACACACUGGACCUCCUUAUCGCAUCGCAGGAACUAUUUUAAGUUGCAUUUUCCAAAAUGUCUGGAAUCUGUGCGUGCCUCCAAUCCAAAUGAGAUGGUUGCGUGUGGCAAGCUGGCACAAUAUGUGGACCAGCAUCUUGGACGCAGUAUGCUAGUGCUGGCCGUAGCUGGAGAUGAUUUUAGACGCUAUCGAAAUAAUAUAUGCGCUCAAGUGCAUAACAAGUUUCAUUUUUCAGAGUUAUCCGCGGUAGGGCUUAUGAACCAAAUAUGUAUGGGUCUAAAUACUGGGGAUCAUGCGACCAUAGCACUGGAUGCCAUAUCCAGCGACGAUGAUGAUGAGAAUUUUGCACCUGUGCCACCCAAGAAGAAGCAACUGAGCGAGGAGAACCAGCAGCCAGGCUAUCGUGCCAUCAAUCGCUCGCCACCAGGUGGCAGUGUAAACAAGCAGCUACCCACGCCCAAGGAGCUGUCCAAGCAGGCCAUGCAUAUAGCUCAAGAGCAGUAUAAGCUGGAGAAGUAUCGUUGCUGCAUGGAGCUGCAGCUGAAGCAGCUGCGUGAUGAAACCGAGACGUAUGAGACGAAUCCUGAAAAGCAUCCAGACUAUUCCGAGGAAUGGAAACAGUUUUGGAAUCGCCGCUAUAAACAGUUGCAGGAGGAAAAGAAAUUCGAUCCCAAUAGCUAUGAUUACAAGCCGGAGUGGAUUGCCUACUGGAAGGAGCGACGCGUCGAGCUAUUCAACCUUGCCGCAAUUAAGAUACGCCAGGAGCUCAAGCAGAAGAUGCAGGUGAACGAUGAUGAUGAGGAGAAUGCCAAGGAGUUGCUGGAACGCUAUAAGAUACGCGUGUCUAAGGAACCCAAAGCAUCAACUUCUGCUGCAGCUGCCGCUGGCUCUGCUCCACCUGGACCUGGCAACGGUGCUAAAGCUGGCAGCUCAGCCGCAGCUUUGGCCACACGCCGCAAGGCCAACUAUCGCAGCGGCAAUAAUCGCGGCUCGAAAAUCGGAGCCUCCGGCAGCAAUGCUGUCAUUGACAUAAGCGACGAUGACGGCGUCGGUGAGCAGCUGCCGCCAUCGAGUGCAGCGUCAGCAUUGCGUCCCAGUCGUCGUCCACCUUAUGGCGGACGUUCGCUUUCACGCUCAGCGUCGCUAUCGCCAUCGCCCAACAAUAGGCAGCAGCACCAGAUGCAGCGCGGCAACAGACGUCGCUCGCGCACUCGCUCGCCACGUCCACGUCGUCGCACGCGCUCACAUUCCUCACGCUCCCGCUCGCCGCCCCAGCAGCGUCGCCUGUCACGCUCCCGUUCGCCCUUUGGUGCGCGUGGGCGUCGCGGACGCGAUGAUUAUGCUGAGCGUGAACGCAGUAGUGAGUAUUAUCGUGAGCGUGAGCGCGAGCGCGACAGGGACAGGGAUAGAGAGCGCGACAGAGAGAGCUAUGCGCGCAUGGAAACAUUCCGUGUGAUGGACUCGCGUGUUUAUCCUGAAUACAAUCAGCGUGGCCAGCGCUCUAACUCACCCACUGGCACCAAUGUCUCCAAGGAUAACGAGCUGGUGGAUGAGUCCGAGGGCCCUUUGACUGUUGUUAGCGUGCUGCGCAUGCUGUCCGCUCUGGAGGAUCAAUUGGGUAGUCUAGGCCCCAAGGCUUUGAAUUUACUUAGCAAAGCUUUGGCCAUGGAAAAGAUGAAACCAAAUUCAGCUGAUGAUCUCUUGCUCAUCGAGGAUCACUGUGUCUUUCUCGAGACCACCAAGGAGAAGCUCAAGGGUAUUCUAAUUGCCGAAGUGCUUGAUGAUCCGCAAAAAGUGCGCGUUGUGAAAAAGUUAAUCAGCAAUAUAGCCGCAGUCCUAUUCCAGGCUGGGGAAAAAGGUGACAAGCUGUCAGCUACAUCGAUCAUCAAACUCAACGACCUAAUCCCGAUUAAGAAGCAAUAUCAGUUGCCCUUCGAGCGUCACUUGGUGUCCACCAAGCUGGCCAAUGCGCUGGUGCUCAGUGGCAUCGAUGACUUGAGCACAGAGGAUAUGAAUCGAUUGAUACACUUUUUCGUGCUGAUGGUGAAGACAAACAAAUCGCGUCGUAGUGGCCUCACUUUUAAUGAGAUGUCCAGGAUUUUAGACAUAAAUGCAGCAUCAACAUCAGCGUCAGCUGCAGCAAAUUCGUCGUCGGCAGCUUCAACGAUCGUAGCUGUGGCAGCAGCCGCCGCAGCGGCAGACGGCGGUGGUGAUGGUUAUGCUGACUUGGACAUAGACAUAGGCGAGCUGAUGAAGGAGGUGGAGCACCAGCUGUCCCGGGAUAAACCCGGGCAGGCUGCCAAUUCAAUUGUAAACGAAGGGGGCUCUGGCAUGGAGUCGCUAACCGAUUCAGAUUUGCAAACGUUGAUGCAGAACUUUAAGUUCUUAUCCAGUGAGGAGCAACAACAUCUCAUUGGACAUCUACGCAGACUGGAGAGCGCGGAUCCGCCGCGUGUGGAACGUUUGCGUACAUAUGUGAACAUACCCGAGAUGAGCAGCGCGGGUGAAUCCUGCAGCGAGUAUUUGACCCGUAUUGUAUCCAACAGCACCAGCAGCAGCAGCAACAACAACUCACGCAAUACCACACGUGGCAGCAAUGCUAGUUGCGUCUCCGCAGUUGCCACGCGUCGCCAGAGUCCUGAGCAGUUGCAACAGCAGCAGUCGCAACAGUCAUCACAACGUCGCUCUGGCAACUUUAUACUGGACGAUGAUGAUGACGAUGAUUACAACUUUGAUGAUCUCGUGCUGAAAGCCACCGAUACGAAUAACAAGAACACUCAUAAUAUGCCACAUGCUGCACCUAUUCACGUUAAUGCAUCUAAAAUCACUCUCCAGGACACUGAGAAUAUUAUAGCUAAUCUAAUGGGCACGCUUACUAACAACCAGUCCCGCCCAAUGCAGCAGCAACAACAACAGCAGCAGCAGCAGCAACAACUACAGCCACCGCAGCUACCACCCAUGCGACAUAUGCAGCAGCAGCAACAACAACAACGCCAGCUGCGGCCCAAGCCGCCAUCCGAGAUGCAACAGCAGCAUAUACAGCCGGCUGCUUAUGGUGGUUAUGGUUAUGCCACUGCUGGAGUCAUGCAGCCCAGCGCCAACGCUCCCUACAACAUGGGCAACUAUAAUAAUUAUAAUCCGUCGCUCAACUAUAAUAGUCAGAUGCAUAACUGGCCCAACCCCAACUAUAUGCAACCCCAACAGCAACCACCACCACCUUCAAUGCCAGCAACACAGCCACCACAACAGCAACCACAGUCCCACAUGCACUACAACAUGUACGCAGGACGUCAGUAAUUAACUUUAAACAGAAAACAGCAACAAUUACUAUGUAAAUUGAUUAAUAAACAUACACAUAUAUGUAUCUCUAUCUAU